GGAUUACACGGGACUGAAACAGGAUAAUAAUAACAUAUGUUUCUUUGGUUGAAGCUAGGUUAGGUCAUCGGUUUUGUGUUUGUAAACAUUCUAACGUAUUUUCGAAAUCAUGGAUUUAUCAUCAAAUAUAUCUCAGAAGGAUUACUUAAAGAAGUAUUUGUCAACAAACGAUGUUAAGAAAACAAAGAAGAAAAAGGUCUCUUCAACCAAAGUUAAAAGGUCUCAAAUCAUUGAUGAUGAUAUUGAUCUGAAAAACAUGAGACCUCUUGAUGAUGAUGAAAUUGAGCUAUAUCAAAUGGAUGAGGAUGCGCCUCAGAUUGCUGGUAUUGUUGAUGAAAGACCUCCAGAAGUGAAAGCUCAAGAAUACUAUAACUCAAAACGUUGGAAAGUGUUUGGGGGUGAAGAUGGAGUCAGUGUAGUGGAUAAUAUGAAUAAGAAUCAAGAAAAUGUUUCCAAUAAGCUUUCUAAAAUGUUUAAAGAAUAUGAUACAACUGAUAAUGCAGGAAGUAGUAGAGAUUUAGCAAUAGAUAAAGUAUAUGACAAAACAGACUUUGGAUCAAGCAGAGAAACUUCAAAACCAAUUACUAACACAUUAAAAGCACAUGAUUCAGAUUCUGAUAAUUCACCUAUUAGAACUCAAAAAAGUGACGGUUAUUCUCUAAAGCAAAAUUCUGAUAAGAAAAAGUCCAUUUCCAGUGAUGUACAUGUUUCUCACCAGUCGCAUAAAAAGCAAAAAUUACAGCAUGAUGAGGGUUUAUCUCCACCCAGAAAUGACAGAAAGAAUUCAGUUAAACAGAAAUAUGACUCCGAUACUUCACCUCCAAGGAGAGGUGUUGCUAAAAAGUUGAAUCAUAAUCUCAGUGAUUCUGAUGCAUCACCACCUAGAAAAGAUGGUGUAAGAAAAAAAUCAUAUCAUCUGAGUAGAUAUUCUUCAAAAAGAGAUCGGGAUCACAUACGAAGAAGUGAUUCUGACAAUUCUCCACCAAGGAAUCAUAAAGAAAAAAGAUUACAGAAUAAAAAUGAUUCAGAUAUUUCACCUCCUAGAAAAGAUAGUAAACGUUCUCAAAAGUAUGUUAGUGAUUCAGACAGUGAUACUUCUCCACCAAGAAAGAGGGAAAGAGAAAAAAGAUUCAAGAAUAAGUACAAUACUAAAAGUAUGCAUUCUAAUAGAACUAGAAGGAAAUCUUCAAGUGAAUCUGACAGAUCUUUAUCAAGAAAUGAGAAGACUAAAUUUAGUAAACGGAAAAGUUCAUCUCCUCAAAAUGAGCCAAGGAAAAGAUCAUCUAGAAGUGAUACCCCACCAAUAAAGUCUUCCUUUUAUAACAAAUCUUCUCAAUCUAAUAGAUCUAGUACAAAUCAUUCUCCACGACUUUCUAGAAGAGAUUUAAUGGAUGAAAGAAAUGUUAGGAGGCAUUUUAGUGAUUCAGAUGAUUCUCCACCAAGAAGAAGAAGAACUAACAGUUUCCGCAAUGAUGAUAGUACAUCUGAUCUAUCCCCAUCAAGAAAAAGGUCUUCAGUUAAAGAAAAGAAACCAACAAAGAAAGCUUUAUAUAAACCAAAUGAUAGCUCAUCAUCAGAAGAAACUUCAAGAUCUAAGAGUAAAAAAAUGAAAAUUACAUUAGAUGGAAAACAGGCUGGACUUCAAGAUGCCAAGCAACUAAGAAAAGAACUGUCCGAUUUGAAAAUGAAAGAAGAUUUAAUGUUUUCAAAGAUGGAUGCAAGUGUCUCUGGGGCAGGAGCAGCUCCGAUAAAAAGAAACAGGAAGACAGGAGAAGUGAGAGAUUUAGAGAAGGAAAAAGAAGCGCAGAAGGAAAAGGAGGCUAAAGAGGCUGUGAUGAACGAAAAGUACUACAAGUGGGGGAAAGGGCUGAAACAAGUGGAAGACGCUGCGGAGCGGGCAGCAGAGACUCUGAAGGAGAUGAGUAAACCGUUGGCUCGGUACGUGAACGACACUGACCUGGACAACUUCUUGAAGGCCCAGGAGCGAGAAGGGGAUCCAAUGUUGGAUUACAUCAAACGGAAACAGAGUGAAGCCACCCCUCUAGCUGGAGUGAAACCUAUCUACCAAGGAUCUUUCAACCCCAACCGGUUUGGCAUUAGACCAGGACACCGUUGGGAUGGUGUGGUUCGGUCUAACGGCUACGAGAAAGAAUGGUUCAGCCACCAAAACGCAAGGAAGGCAAAAGCAGAAGAAGCAUACAAAUGGAGUACAUCAGACAUGUAAAUUAAAAAAUUGUAAAUGGGUGAAAAUGUAAAGAAGUGUAAAUUUGUGGAUAAAGACAUUUUAUAAUCAUAAAGAUAUAUUUUUGUAAUUAACCAUUUAUAAUCAGUAAUUACAAUUAAGAUUUAAAUUUGUUAGUAUGAUUCUUGGAAUGGGUCUUGUAAACAAAUUCUUUCAAGGUUAUGCAAUUUUGUAUUUAUUUGUUACAUUUACGUAAACUAAAUUAAAAUGUUCAAACAAUUCAAUUACUUAAAUAUAUACUCUCAAGGAGUAGCUAAUGUACAUAGUGUAAAUUAUAUGUAAAAAUAAAUACAAUAGUCACUUUAGGCAUUAUUAGGUAUGAAUGAAUGAAUGAAUGAAAAAAACAUUAUUAGGUAUUGUUUAUUAUUAGGUAUGUUCCUAACAUGUAAAUAAAUCGAGUAGUGAUUUCUUUUUAUUAAAGUUUUAGUUUUCAAUGUAGAUAUAAUGUUAUCUAGUGACUCUCAAGACUAGUCUUGGAGAAUCAAUCAUAAUAAAUAUUUGAUGAUAAGGAAUUUAGCUUAGCAUAAUCUUUACAGAUUGUAAUGAUUCCAAUGAUAGUUGUAAUGAUUAUGUUCAAAUACACAUAACCAUUGCUAUUACCAUUCAAAUAUUGUUUAAUGUUAUACUGAUGAAAAGCAGUGCUUUUAUAUAUUUGGAUUUCUCGUCUUUUUCCAAAAGUUAGUGUAUGUUGUUUAAACAAGGUUUGCCUUAGCUGUAGCAAUAGCCUUGUUUUCGAAGAAAAUAGACACUUUAUUAUUUAUUUUGUUUCAUAAGUAUAAGAACUACGAAAAUAAUUUUAAUUUGUUUUGUAUAUACAGUUAUGUGGUGUUGAAUAAACAGGUACAAAAACAAUUCUGCAUGAAAGUAUUUUAGUGUUGCUUUAUUAGCAGCUAUUGACAAAUAAUUGUUUUAAUCUUUUUUCAAUAUAAGUUUACAUUUAAACUCUUAUGAUUAGAAAAUAUUAUUAUGACACUGUAUGGUUUGUAAAAAAACAUCUACCAAGAUGUGAGCAUAUUCAGUAUUGUAUAACUAUAAUUUGUUAAUUUCAAUAACAUGUACAUACUUUAUUUAUUCUAAAUUGAUCACUGAAAAAUAAAAGUUUUUUAAUUUACUA
Messenger RNA from Homalodisca vitripennis (glassy-winged sharpshooter), 3356 nucleotides. Its product is annotated as BUD13 homolog. Gene Ontology annotation, biological process: mRNA splicing, via spliceosome. The record is from RefSeq and is a predicted model, not a curated record. Gene Ontology annotation, cellular component: U2-type spliceosomal complex; RES complex. NCBI's taxonomy places the organism in Eukaryota, Metazoa, Arthropoda, Insecta, Hemiptera, Cicadellidae. Gene Ontology annotation, molecular function: RNA binding.